AUGCACAUCUCAAUCAACCUCGACCCAAUGCCAAAUCACCCAGACCCAGGCCUAGCUCCAGGCCUAGACCCAUCCCUCGAAACAGAGCGACACGCCCAGGCCCCGGCCUCGCCCAUCCCAACUCCACCACCACCACCACCAACCGCCCAAAAAUACUACUACUUCGCCUACGGCUCCAACCUGUCACCCACUCAGAUGGCAGCACGCUGUAACCAAAACCCCAGCUCCAGCGAGCCUCUCGCAAUAGCCACGCUUCCCCAUUGGCGCUGGCUCAUAUGCGAAGCAGGCUACGCUAACGUCCUACCCCCUCCCGGUCUCCGGGUACCGAAUCAGGACUCCGAGCCGGCGCAUGAAAUUCCUGUUUCGGGAUCUGAGGAUACGGUGUAUGGGCUUCUUUAUGAGAUGGAUUUGCGUGAUGAGAAGCUUCUCGAUGGGUAUGAGGGUAUUGAUACGCAUGCGAAAGAUGCCGAUGGUGAGUUCGUGGACGUCGAUGUGAGACCUAAGGAGCAAGGGAAGGGAAGUUACAAUAAGUGGUUUGUCGAGGCGAACGUGGUCAAUUGGCUCGAUGGGCGCGAGGAUCAGGCGCGGGUGAAGGCUUUGGUUUAUGUUGAUGAGCAGUGUGUUUCGCUUUCCGAGCCUAAGUUUGAAUACAUUGCGCGGAUGAAUCGGGGUAUUCGGGAGUCUGUUGAGUUGGGGGUGUCGCAGCGGUGGGUGGAUGAGGUUAUCAGGAAGUUCAUUCCUGAAGAUGCGUGA
Messenger RNA from Penicillium brevicompactum, 753 nucleotides. RefSeq names its product gamma-glutamylcyclotransferase family protein. Gene Ontology annotation, molecular function: gamma-glutamylcyclotransferase activity. Lineage: Eukaryota; Fungi; Ascomycota; Eurotiomycetes; Eurotiales; Aspergillaceae. The coding region runs from base 1 to 753 and encodes 250 amino acids. The transcript has a single exon. The record is from RefSeq and is a predicted model, not a curated record.